UAUUCACUGCACACUCAAAACACACAACUCAAAAAAAAAAAAACAAAAAAAAAUGUGCUUUCAAUUUCAUCCACCAAAUGGAAACAGAGGAUGAAGAGAAUAGACCUGUCUGGGCUCGCAAUUGUAGUCUUGGCUGCAUACUGCCACAACGCGUUGUCAUCACAUUGAUGGGAUUUUUUGCGCUAAUCGUUGCCUAUACGAAUCGUGUAUCAAUUCCACUUGUUAUCAGCAAGCUGGUUGUACCCAUAAAUCGAACGCACCAAAGUAGUGGGGCUUGUCCGCCGGAGGAGGUGUCCGAUGAAGGCUCAGGAUACAAUACUCCAGACACCUAUAAAUGGUCUGCGCAGCUACAGGGCAUAGUUCUAGGCAGCUUCUACAUCGGCUACCUAAUCACUCAUCUGCCCGGUGGCAUAUUGGCGGACAAAUUCGGCGCCAAGUGGAUCUUGGGCAUCAGCAUUUUAAUCUCCGGCUUGUGCACUGCUUUUACUUCCGUUGCUAUUUACUAUGGAGACGUAUGGGGCUUGAUAGCCAUCCGUAUUUUAAUGGGUGUCGCCCAAGGACCCCUUUUCCCGUCCCUUACCACACUCCUCUCCUAUUGGGUACCCGCCGAGGAGCGCUGCUCGUUGGGAACCUUCUGCUACAGCGGGGUUACCGUCGGUAUCUUUAUAAGCAAUAUUUGCUCCGGACAAAUGCUCCACCACUUCCACUGGACGGUAACGCUCAUUACUUUUGGGUUUAUAACAGGAUUAUGGUUUAUAUUCUUCAUCUUACUAAUCACCAGCACACCCGAUGAACAUCCAUGCAUCAGCCCUAUGGAAAUUGCUUUUCUGGCCAAACAGAUACCAAAAAAGUCAGGUAAAAUGCCGAUACCUUGGAGACAAAUGCUGCUUAGCAAGGCUUUGUUCGCAGCGAUCAUCAGUCAGGUAGGGCACAACUGUGCCUUCUAUGCUAUGGUCUACUGCCUACCCAAAUACAUGGCCGAAGUACUUCGACUUUCCAUACGCAGCACCGGCAUCGUGUCCUCCUACCCCUUUAUCGCAAUGUGGGGCAGCUCGCUCGUUUCUGGAUUCCUGGCCGAUUGGCUAAUUCGUACAGGAAGAAUGUCCAAAAAUUUAGAACGAAAAUUUUUUACAUUAAUUGGUGCCCUUCUUCCGGGAUCGUUUAUGGUGGCAGCCUCGUAUGCCGAAUGCAAUAAGACCCUAGCUGUGUUAUUUGUUACCCUUGCGCUGUUCACCAUGGGUCCGUACUAUGCUGGCCAAAAACUAACGCCAAUGGACAUGUCACCUAGUUAUUCGGGCACUAUUAUGGCCAUCACUAAUGGCAUCGGUGCUGUAGCCGGCUUGAUUUCACCUCCUAUUAUCGGUGUCAUGACUUCUAACGCAACAAUAUAUGAAUGGCGUUGGGUAUUCUGGUUGGGUCUGGUCAUAUUAGUAUUAUCUGCCGUCGUUUUUUGUAUCUGGGGCACGACUGAAGUGCAGUCGUACGAUCCAAGUUCUUCUGCGAAACAUGCCUAAAUAACUAGUGCUGCAUUGAACACAAUUAUAUCGUAAUGUGCGCGCACUUAAAAUACCUGUACCCUCUUAUAAUUAAAAUGAGUUGAAAUUGAAA
Drosophila montana is the source of this 1608-nucleotide messenger RNA. RefSeq names its product sialin-like. Gene Ontology annotation, biological process: transmembrane transport; monoatomic anion transport. The transcript has 6 exons. Gene Ontology annotation, molecular function: transmembrane transporter activity. Gene Ontology annotation, cellular component: plasma membrane. Bases 78 to 1514 code for a protein of 478 amino acids. The record is from RefSeq and is a predicted model, not a curated record. Lineage: Eukaryota; Metazoa; Arthropoda; Insecta; Diptera; Drosophilidae.